AUUGUAUCCUGGAGACUUUAGAAUGUUAUCUGAUGUCACCUGAGUUGUAGCAAUACCAACUGCCUUUGGACAGUUGGUUCAGUGCCCUUACAGUUCAGCCAUGAACAUGUUGGGAAGACUCAGGAGUCUGUUGGGUCGAGAGAAAGAAGAGGGAAGAGAAACCAGAGAGAGGCAGACACAAGCUGGCCUUCAGCCAUUCAAACGUGAACCGUCAAGAAAGAAAUGGUCCAGAAGAUGGUACAGUAAGUUGUGGGCAGGAAAUUGGGAUGUCCCUGCAGGACCUGGACUUGAGCUGAAUAUUUCAGUAAUGGGACACAGGAGGUAGGAGUCUCUGGGAACCAACUGGACUUCCCUGCUUGUCAUGGCUCCUGAAAUUCAAGGAUUCCAGAAGAGUAAUUUGUCUGUCCCAGAAAUCAGGAGCGAGUAAGGCCAAAGCUGUUGUGCUGGGAGCUCUUGCCUUUCAAUCCUACAGGAGGGUAGGGGUUGAGAGGGGACAAAAAGGCCAGCGUUAGGGUAGGAAGUUCAAGUGAACUGUGCUCAGCAAAAAGCAGGUCAUCAAUGUACUUCAACCUCAGUGUCUUCAUUUAUUUACAGCCCACCAGCUCUAUGCACCCUCCUUUGUCACUGAGGCAUCUUAGUGAGGUUGGUGACCAUAUUUGGUCCCUGUGUGGCUUCUCCAUUUUUGCCAUGUGCUUAGAGUGACCUGUCAGGAUAUUUUUGCAUCUUUAAUGACUUGAGUGCUUGUGGACUGUGUCAAUUUUACUUGCAUUUGAAAGCCACAGACUAGUGAACCCUGUAGCCAAGUUGAAUGCAGAGUCUAGAGUUGUUAAUAAGCCUGAGGAGGCUCUCUCCUUAGUUACCUGAAGCAUGUGCUAAAGGAGCAGAGGAAAUCAGCUGGCUGAGACACUUAUCUCCUGUCACAGAGAUGGGAGACCUGAGAUGCCCAGCAGGGGCAUCUCUCAAUCUAGGGCAGAAUUCUUUGGGAUGCCACUGAAUUGCUUGCUUACAUCCUUUCUCAAACACCUUCUCAGGUCUCAGGGUGACCUGUUCAUUCUCUAUGUCUUGUCACAAUCCAUGUUCACUUGUGUUCAUUCAUCUACCCACAGGGGCCUCCAAGGAGCCACCAUCCACUCCAACCAGCCUCACAAAGAGACAAGUGAAGCAGAAGGUGGAGAGCCUGACCACUCAGCUCCGGGAGAUGACUGCCCAACGGAAUGAUCUGAGAGAUUGCCUCAUCUUAGUAACCGAAGGAUCCUUGGACAACAGGCCCUACCACAGGCCAAAUCCUUUCUGGGAAAAGCUCAAGAUGGAACAUCAGCAGGUCAUGUCACACCUGAAGAAGUUUGAGAAUGAGAAUUUGGAGGCCUCACAGAAGCUCAGUGAGCUGACCAAGGAGAAAGUCUUCCUUUGUGAUCUGCAGAGCCGGCUCCUGAUGGAGCAGAGUCAGCUCAAAAAGAAAUUGGACAUGCUGAGGCAAGAGAAGGAGAACCUACUGGAGGAUUGGGUCGUGCUGAAGCACCACUUGGGUGACUUGCAAGUGCUCAGUAAGGAUCAAGAAGAGAUCAGUGACCUCCAGAACCAACAACAGCAGGAGCAGCAAAGAAUGGAAGAGAGACUCCAGAGCUUGCUGAAGCAGAGGGAGCUGGUCACACAGCAAAAACACCUGGCAAUAAAGCUGCAGCAUCAUUUGACUGUCUCCCAGAUGAGCACCCUUUAAGAGAACCGAGAAGGAUGAAGGAAUCCAUAGGCAACCAGAACCUCUGACAUUCUCCACUCUAUGAUCAAGGCCUUCUCAGAACAAGAUAUGUACUACUAGUUGUAAAAUCACCGGUGAGGCAAAUAUCAUCUGCCCUGCAGGUCAUCCAUCCAUAAUCUGAUCCAUGUGUCUGCUGACUCACUAGUUACAGAGAAACCAUCAAAAAGAUGCUUGAGAUAA
Peromyscus eremicus (cactus mouse) is the source of this 1936-nucleotide messenger RNA. RefSeq names its product disks large homolog 5-like. Lineage: Eukaryota; Metazoa; Chordata; Mammalia; Rodentia; Cricetidae. The record is from RefSeq and is a predicted model, not a curated record. Bases 1058 to 1717 code for a protein of 219 amino acids. The transcript is spliced from 5 exons.